Molecule: messenger RNA, 4284 nt
Organism: Perca flavescens (yellow perch)
Lineage: Eukaryota; Metazoa; Chordata; Actinopteri; Perciformes; Percidae
Gene: col28a1a
Product: collagen, type XXVIII, alpha 1a
Exons: 35
Coding region: 278-3781 (1167 amino acids)
Biological process (GO): extracellular matrix organization
Molecular function (GO): extracellular matrix structural constituent conferring tensile strength; serine-type endopeptidase inhibitor activity
Source: RefSeq, a predicted model, not a curated record
AUUGCUUAGUAAAACGUGAAGUUAAAUGUGAAUUACAAGUGUAAAAUACUUAACAAAAAUGACCAUAAGUAGCAUUGUUUCUCAAGUCAAGUUUUAUUGUGAAGGGAGUGACAGGAAGUGGUAGUUGUUGUAAUGUGGGUGACUUGUCACCGGUGUGCUGGGGCCAUCAGAACCGCUGCAGGUUGGACUCCAAGCAGACCGAGCAGAGCAGCGGCCGCUCACUCACUGAUGGACUAACCUGGAGCUCUCAUUCUAACACGCAGGCUGAGAUCAAACAAUGACAAUGCGGUGGUUCCUAAAGGUUUUGAUCCUCACGCUGGCCCUGUCAAGCCCGACCAGAUGCCAAAACAGAAGGAGGAAAGGCCAGAGAGAUGAUAACCAGGUCAUCAUUAACGAGGCCAAAACCCUGAUCUGCCCGGUGGAGAUCAUGUUCAUCGUGGACAGUACCGAGAAAGCCAAAUCUCUGCAGUUUGAGCGCCAGAAGGACUUCAUCCUGCGCUUCAGCACCAAGCUGAUGCAGCUCCAAUCGGCCGGCUGGCGUCUGCGUCUGCGCCUGGCCGCUCUGCAGUACAGCAGCAGCGUGUCUGUGGAGCACAACUUCCGCGACUGGCAGGACGUGGACGUCUUCCAGAGCCGGGUGGCCGCCAUGACGUUCAUCGGCCACGGCACCUACUCGGCCUACGCCAUCGCCAAUGCCACGCAGGUGUUCAACCGUGAGACGUCGCCCAGCAGCCUGAGGGUGGCGCUGCUGAUGACGGAUGGAACGGACCACCCGCGCAGCCCCAGCGCUGUGACGGCCGCAGCCGAGGCCAAGCAGCACAACAUCAGGGUGUUCACCAUCAGGCUCUCGGGCCUGCCGAGGGACGGCCCCAUGGGCGCAAGACUGAGAUCCAUCGCCAGCGCCCCCCCACAGCAGCAUGUCCUCAGCCUCACCGACAGCCAUCUAGAUGACAGACUCUUCAAGGAACUGAACACAAUUGUCAAAACUGGGUGCCCCCAGCCAAAGAGCUGUCUGUGUGAGAGGGGGGAGAGGGGUCACCCUGGAAGCCCGGGGAAACCAGGCGAGCCGGGCUCUGACGGAGCUCCAGGUCCAAAGGGAUCUCGUGGGGAACCGGGCAUUAAUGGACGUCCAGGAAUGGAGGGCCUUGAGGGUCGGCCUGGCAGCAUAGGGGAAAAGGGAGAACAGGGUGAAUGUGGUGCCCCCGGUAAAAAGGGAGAGCGGGGUGCAGAUGGAGCUCCUGGCCCCAGAGGCCCCAGAGGAGAGCAGGGAGCCAGAGGAGCAACUGGAGACCAGGGUCCAGAGGGGACACCUGGAUCUAAAGGUGACCGAGGACUGAGGGGAGCAUCUGGACCUCCAGGAGAUAAUGGCAUUGGGUUCCCUGGUCCCAAGGGUGACAAGGGAAACCAAGGAAGACCAGGUCCUCCUGGACCAAUGGGUAUGGGUGAACCAGGGACACCAGGUCCAGCAGGGCCACCAGGGAUGCAAGGAUCGCCGGGGUUUUCGGGUGAGGGUCUCCCAGGGCCCAAGGGCGACCGGGGGUAUGAGGGUCCCAAAGGCAGCCGUGGACCCCCAGGAGUCGGAUACAAAGGUGAUAAGGGGAACACCGGAGCACCGGGGCUGCCAGGCUUGGUGGGCUUUCCAGGGGCAGGCAUGCAAGGAGAUAAGGGGGACCACGGGCCACCUGGGCCUUCUGGUCCCAGAGGACCUCCUGGACUGGGUAUAGCUGGACCAAAGGGUGACCAGGGUUUCCCUGGAGAGCCGGGACCUCAGGGAGAUAGGGGUGUUGGUGAACCAGGACCAAAGGGAGAGCCCGGGCCCGAUGGGGCUGCUGGGAUACCUGGCAUUCCUGGGGAGGAUGGAGCUGUUGGGCCUAAGGGAGAGAUGGGGUUGCCAGGUCUGCGAGGCCUAGAGGGAGCACCGGGCAAAGGCUUUCCGGGAGAAAAGGGGGACAGAGGUGACCGUGGAGCGAGGGGACUUUCAGGGUCUCCAGGCCCCGUUGGACCUGCUGGAGCUAAGGGAGAGCCCGGGAGUCCAGGGAUGAUGGGCCCACCUGGACCGGCCGGGCGUGGCUUACCAGGAUCCAAGGGGGAUCCUGGGCCUGUAGGACCAGCUGGACCUGUUGGAGAACAUGGAGUAGGAAUCAUUGGCCCGAAGGGUAACAAAGGAAACAUUGGACCUGUGGGGCCGCCAGGAAUGAAAGGAGAAGGCUUCCCAGGACCACAGGGGCUGCCUGGCUUACCAGGAGUGCAAGGAGAGAUGGGACCUGAAGGGAAAGGACUACCGGGAGCCAAGGGUGACCGAGGCUUGCCGGGCGUGCCGGGGCCAUCGGGCCCUCCUGGAGUUGGGCUUUAUGGACUGAAGGGCUCUACAGGGCAGCCUGGCCCACCAGGCGUGAUGGGGCCUCCAGGAGAUGGCAUUCAGGGACCAAAGGGAGAGCCUGGGUUUCAGGGGCCAAUGGGCCCUCGGGGUCCACCAGGGGAUGGCCUUCCAGGGGAGAAGGGUGACAGAGGCAUUGCUGGAGACCGGGGAAGGAAAGGAGACAAGGGAGACUAUGGAGAACCGGGAUCUACUGGACCAAUGGGGAGGGCUGGAGAAAAAGGAGAACCAGGACUGAAGAGAGAAGAGGUCAUCAGGAUUAUAAGGGAAAUCUGUGGCUGUGGUCUCAAGUGCCGAGCGAGCCCUCUGGAGCUGGUGUUUGUGGUCGACAGCUCCGAGAGCGUGGGACCAGAGAACUUUAAGCUGGUGAAGGACUUUGUGAACGCCGUCAUCGAGCGGCUGCCUGUGAGCCGAGACGCUGGUCGGAUCGGCGUGGUGCUCUACAGCCACGUGGACAUGGUGGUGGUCAGCUUGCAGCAGCAGCUCAGCCAGGACGACGUCAAGGCCGCCGUCAGGAAGAUGCCGUACCUCGGCGAGGGCACCUUCACGGGCAGCGCCAUCCAUCGCGCCAACCAGCUGUUCCAGGCCUCGCGGCCUGGCGUGAGGAAGGUGGCGGUGGUGUUAACGGAUGGCCACGCCGACGCCCGCGACUUCAUGCAGUUUGAAGAAACGGCGAUGGAGGCCCACGCUGAGGGGAUCGAGAUGUUUGUGAUAGGAGUCGCGAACAAGACGGACCCUCUCUAUGAAGAGUUCCAGGCUCAGAUGGAUGUUAUUGCUUCUGACCCUGAUGAAGAGCACGUCUACCUCAUAGAUGACUUCAGGAUGCUCCCCGCUCUGGAAAGCAAAAUACUGAGUCGGAUUUGUGAGCAGGAUGACACAAUGGCUUUUCUACCAAACUCUGUCUUUCCACCGAUGGAAAUCCAUCCUAAGGCUCCAGAAGACAGCCGCUCCAAAGAGUUCCCAGUGGAGGAAAACAUCCAACUUGAACUCCCAGUGGAGACAGUAACUGCCCCGACCCCCCUGCCCCACGAGGCCCGGCGGCCCGACGGGAACCUGCUCGAUACUGAGCCCUGGAACCAGCUGCCGGACAUCACGCCGGGCUCUCCUGGGGGCCCCGGGGCCAUCUCCGUGGCGGGUCCUCAGACUCUCACUGACUGGCUGUACGAGGCUGAGAGCACAGAGGCUCCAGCCAGCGCGCUCCCUCCCCCGCUGACACACUCAGCGCUGCCAGAUCGGGGGUGCAGUCAGCCUCUGGACCCCGGUCCCUGUCGGCAGUACGUAGUCCGGUGGUACUACGACCCUGAGGCCAACGCCUGCGCUCAGUUCUGGUACGGAGGAUGUCAGGGCAACGCAAACAACUUUGAGACUGAAGCCGGCUGCAAGAAUUCCUGUGUCUACACGUAACAAACUGUGAGUUUGGAGAGAAGGGUGUGUGCAGAGCUAACAUGCUCCAUUACCACUGAGGAACACAACAGACUGAUGAUGCAGACCAGCAGCUCACUCUGAACCAGAUGGUGAUGAAGAGCAGACUUGGCCCUCCUCAGUGUCUCUCAGGCUACGUUCACACUGCAGGUGCUCCUGCUCAGUUUUCAACUGCUGCACAUGUACUAACUGUCUGAUCAUUUUGGACAAUACUUCUGUCUGCUCUUGGAUUUACACCUAAAUAUAUAACUAAAAAAGAAUACAGGCUGACAGGAGUGUCACAGGACAGGUUCAAAAUGUCGUCCCCAAACUGAAAUGCUUUUGUUUUUGCUUUUUUUUGUUGUUGCCUCGUCGUCCUCCAUGCAAACACUAACCCUAAUCCCUCUUUACACUGGACUGGAAAAACCAGGGGCAUGUCAUGGUUUCCCCCAGAAACGUUGUUUAGCCUGGUUGCAAGUGUUUUUUUCUCAAAGAGGGCCCUGCAU